AUGUUCAGAUCCAGAGAGUCCAAACUCUCCAAUGCAAUCUCUAUUGUGGAGCUAAGGGUACACAUGGACUGCGACGGCUGCCAGAAGCGGAUCCGCAGAGCAAUCUCCAAACUGAGCGAUGCAGGAGUGGAUAGCUUGGAGAUCGACAUGGAGAAGCAGAAGGUGACGGUGACUGGCCACGUGGAGCAGCGGAAGGUGCUGAAAGUGGUGAGGAGAACGGGAAGGAGGGCCGAAUUCUGGCCGUUUCCUUACGACGGCGAGUACUACCCUUAUGCUGCCACGUACUUGGAAGAAUCGAAUUACCGGACGUCGCACAACUACUACAGCCAUGGCUUCAACGAACCAGUACAUGGCUACUUCCCUGACCCGGCCUAUUCCACCGUCGCCGAUCAAACCGUCCACCUCUUCAGCGAAGACAACGUCCAUUCCUACUGCUCCGUCAUGUAA
Linum tenue is the source of this 447-nucleotide messenger RNA. The record is from the annotation of a GenBank genome assembly. NCBI's taxonomy places the organism in Eukaryota, Viridiplantae, Streptophyta, Magnoliopsida, Malpighiales, Linaceae.